This is a messenger RNA of Phragmites australis (common reed), 1888 nucleotides long. RefSeq lists its product as uncharacterized. The transcript is spliced from 7 exons. Gene Ontology annotation, biological process: lipid metabolic process. The coding region runs from base 1 to 1752 and encodes 583 amino acids. NCBI's taxonomy places the organism in Eukaryota, Viridiplantae, Streptophyta, Magnoliopsida, Poales, Poaceae. The record is from RefSeq and is a predicted model, not a curated record.
AUGGGGGCGGCGAAGGGGGUGGCGUCGGCGGCGGGAACGGCGGCGCUGGUCUACCUCGUGCUCUCUGGGCGGCUCUCCUCGUCGUCCGUCGACGGCGCGUUGUCCGAGGCGGAGGUGGUGAGGCGGCGGCGGCGGCGGGAGGAGGAGAAGGAGGCCAAGAACCGGGGGGAGAGGUGGCCGGAGAGGGCGCCGGCGAGCUGGAGGGAGGCGGUGGCGGUGGCGGCGAGGACGGCGGGGUUUGCGUACGCGGAGACGCUGGGCAAGUGGCCGCUUGGGGACAUCGCCUUCGGGAUCAACCACUACAUGCGCAUCCAGGGCAAUCUGCAGCAUGAGUUCACUGGUAGCAAUUGUGUGCCCCUGGACGGUCCUGGAGUAAGGCAGGAGCUGAUUGGACUUCUCAGAUACCUGAGGCUCUGCAUCUUCUUCUCAAAGAAACCAUAUGAAGUGUUUCUAGAGUUUGGUGGGUAUGGCCAGAAUGAUAUUCUCAUAAGGAAGUCUAAGGCAAGGCUUAUGAAGCCUGCAUUCACUGUUGUCCGCGAUGAAAGCACCAAAUGCUUCCUCCUUUUCAUUCGGGGUGCGACCAGCGCUAAGGAUCGGCUGACAGCAGCAACUGCUGCAGAGGUUCCAUUCCAUCAUUCCGUGUUACAAGAAGGCCGUAAAUCCAACUUGGUGGUUGGACAUGCGCAUUGUGGAAUGGCUGCAGCGGCUCGUUGGAUUGCAGAUCAGGCCAUUCCCUGCCUCAGCAGAGCAGUCGAGCAAUUCCCAGAUUACAGAGUUAAGAUCAUUGGGCAUUCAAUGGGAGCUGGUAUUGCGGCGAUCUUAACAUACAUGCUACGUGAGAACAAUAAGUUAUCAUCAUCCUCAUGUAUUGCCUUUGGACCAGCUGCUUGCAUGACCUGGGACUUGGCUGAGUCGGGCAAAGAAUUUGUUACCACUGUUGUCAACAAAAAUGACCUGGUGCCAUCUUUUGGCAAAGCUUCAGCCGCCAACCUUCGCACAGAGGUUAUGGCAUCAUCAUGGGCUCCAGAUCUCCGGGAACAAAUUCAGAGGACAAGAAUCUUAGGGUUUGUAAAUCGCUCCGUGAGUUUCAUGCGAUCUCACAUUCCUUUUAUAUCCGGUCCAGGUUCCAAGGUUGCAGACAUCAAUAUGCUUCUGUCUCACACUUCUAUGGAUGAGCCAAAGCUUUCAGCGGACGCGCGUGCCGCUGUGAAGCAACACUCUGCACCGUCUGGCCGGUCAUGUGUUGCUGCAAACAGGCAAACUCUGGAGUCUUUGGUGAACCCCAAUCAGGGCAUUGCAGCACUGAUGUCAACCUAUGCUGGAACUGAUCAAAACACUGACAAGCCAACGUCAGGAGAACCAGCCUCAUGCUCUCCUAAGCAGUUUGACCAUCACAGAUCAGAUAGUGAGGAAACUGACCAGGAGGAGAAAGCAACGGAUCACGAACACAUGGAGCAGCUUCUGAAAGCCUUGCGAUCGUCGUCGGCCACCUCUCGCCAGCUAUACCCUCCCGGAAGAAUCAUGCACAUGGUUGUGUUGCCAGCAGAGGAAGAGCCGAGCACCGGUGAGCAACGCCACCAGGAUGAGGCAGUUGCCAUCUAUGAGACCCCUCGCAGCAUGUACGGUAGGAUCCGGCUGGCAAGGUCCAUGAUCAGAGACCAUUACAUGCCACGGUACAUCGAGACAAUGGAGAUGGUGAUCGAGAAGCUUGGAGAGGAUGACGACGAUGACACCGAUGAUCGGUUGGGCUAACUGAACCAAAAAAAGAAGAGGAAAAUAUUGAUAGGCAGCAUCCGUAUUGUACAUGUCACGGGAUAUGGUUUAUGACUUCAUGGCUUCAGACUAGAACCAAAAUUAGUUGCAUAGGAUAGUGGCAGCCAUCACAGGA